UGAAGCUUUGCAGCCAGCGUGUGAAAUUUGAACGUGCUUUAGAAAUAGAUGGCAUUAUAUGUGUUAAUGCUGGGAACGAUUCUCCAGAGAUUGUCGUAAAAAUGCAUCGCACGGUGGUAAAACCAGAACACAAACAAUCAUUUGAUACGGAUGAGGAGAAUACAUUAACGCACACUAACUUACCAAUAUCAACCCCAAUACAACGUGCGGGAUCACCAAAUGGUGAAAAUAAUGGAAAAAUGACAAUAAGAUCAGCGCCACUUUUGCGCACAUUGAAGCCAAAGUCUGAAGAAAUGCCUAGUCCAAUAGAGCGUCAGCCAAUGAGUGAGGGGGAGGAGCAAAUGGCCACGCCACCUGAUAUGGAAGAGUUCCGAAGAAACUUGUCUGAUAAAGAAGAUGGAGUUGACAGUCUCGACUCUAGCCAAAGUUCAUUGAAGCGUAAAAUGGUGCAAGAUUACAGCAAUAGCGGUAAUAAACAUCCACGGCUGGCAGACACAAUACCAGGGGGCCUAGGGGAUGGUUACAUAGGGGCCAGUAGCAUAGACCACACUCCCAGAGCAGGUGAUGGCUCUAAGGUUCUUCAUUGGUUGGACUCAAAGGGUAACGGCACUGUGGAAGAACCCUUGAUCCGCGUCAUGGAAAACAGCGAAGGAUUGGCCAGUUUCUUUGAGGCGGGGGCAGGUGAGGAAAUGUACAGUGGUAGCGUGUUUGGUUGCAAUCCUUCUACUGAUGAUGCUGAUGUAACUAUAAAGCAAGAAUUUCGGGAGCCGAAGAUGAGAAUUGUUGGGUCAGGUGGUCAGUCCGUACAAUCCGUACAAUUUUACCCAUGUCACAUUUGUGGUAAGAUACUCAAGUCUAGAAUGGCGCUGCAUACUCAUAAAAAAGAACACUUGAAUACUUCAACCAGCUCAUAUACAACAAACAAGUUGGCUAACCCAACAAGCAAGGCGGCUAACCAAACAAGCAAGUCGGCUAACCAAACAAGCAAGUCGGCUAACCAAACAAGCAUCUCAGCUCCAACAACAACAAGCAAAUCUGUACUCUCGACAAGCAAGUUGGCCAACACUUCAAGUAAAACAAUUAUUUUCAGUUGUAAAGCAUGUGACAGUGUGUUUAGUGGCAAGGGGCAACUUGAGGCCCAUGUUCAACAGGCUCAUGGCUGUAAGUUGUGUCAGCUGUGUGGUGAUAUACUCAGUGACAAGGCCCACAUGAAGCAACAUUAUUACAACAAGCACCAUAUUAAUAUAUUACAUAGUGCUGCCAGUAUCAGCCAUUCAUAA
Owenia fusiformis is the source of this 1280-nucleotide messenger RNA. The record is from the annotation of a GenBank genome assembly. Lineage: Eukaryota; Metazoa; Annelida; Polychaeta; Sabellida; Oweniidae.